Magnolia sinica is the source of this 2712-nucleotide messenger RNA. RefSeq names its product serine/threonine-protein kinase 1. The transcript is spliced from 18 exons. Gene Ontology annotation, molecular function: ATP binding; protein kinase activity. NCBI's taxonomy places the organism in Eukaryota, Viridiplantae, Streptophyta, Magnoliopsida, Magnoliales, Magnoliaceae. The record is from RefSeq and is a predicted model, not a curated record. Bases 111 to 2528 code for a protein of 805 amino acids. Gene Ontology annotation, biological process: intracellular signal transduction; regulation of MAPK cascade; protein phosphorylation.
ACAGAUGCCAAGCCUUGCCAUCAUCAGCAUGCAGUGCAAAUAACCUCGAGGGCGACAGACCAUUUUCAGAGAUUUCAUUUUCCAAAUCCCAUCCCUCUCUCUCUGAAUCCAUGGAUUUCCCACCUCCGUCUUCUUCCCGUAAACCCAAGUUCAAACCCGACGUGUACUCGACCGUGGUCAUCCACCACUCAUCUUCCUCCUCCUCAGAGACGGACCAAAACCCAUCCAACGCCGACGAACCAGACAUCUACGCCACCACAAUCUUCAAACCCUCCAAAGAAGACUUUGAAGAAGAAGACUCUUCCUCUCUCCCUCCUCUCCUCCAACGCCUCCCCAAAGACUUCGGUACGACUCCUGACGAUGACGAUGACGAUGACGACCCAGGAUUCUCAUCCGGCACCUUCAUCGUCCGUCGCAACCGCUCGUCCAUCCCCCGCCGCUCGUCCAAUCCCCCCUUCUUGGAUCGUAACCGUUCGAUCCCUUGCAUCCCUGUUGAUGAAGACCCGUACUCGACUUUUGUUGUGAAAUCAACGGUUCGGUCGAGAGGAUUGAGCGAUGGACGUGGCAGCUUGAGGGAGUCGGGGUUGGGGAGUACUAUGAUUCGGCGGACUGGUGGUGGGUUCUACCCUUCCUUCCGAGGGGAAGGGAGGAAGGAGGAGAGUUGGCCAACACAUCAGCAGCAGCCGUCGAGGAAGAUUUCGGUAGGUUCGAUUCCAGAGAGUGUCACGAGGGAAGACCCGUCGACGAAGUAUGAGCUGCUUAAUGAGCUAGGGAAGGGUUCAUAUGGUGCUGUUUAUAAGGCCAGAGAUAUAAAGACGUCUGAGCUGGUUGCUAUCAAAGUGAUAUCAUUGAGCGAAGGGGAGGAGGGAUAUGAAGACAUUUGUGGGGAGAUCGAGAUGUUGCAACAGUGCAGUCAUCCAAAUGUGGUUCGCUACCUUGGAAGCUACCAAGCAGACGAAUACCUUUGGAUAGUAAUGGAGUAUUGUGGGGGUGGUAGUGUUGCUGACUUGAUGAACGUAACAGAGGAGCCUUUGGAGGAGCAUCAAAUAGCUUUCAUUUGCAGAGAGGCAUUAAAGGGUCUAUCGUAUUUGCACUCAAUUUACAAGGUCCAUAGAGACAUAAAGGGUGGAAAUAUCUUGCUCACCGACCAAGGAGAGGUAAAACUUGGUGAUUUUGGUGUUGCUGCCCAGCUUACUAGGACAAUGUCAAAGCGCAACACAUUUAUUGGCACUCCACAUUGGAUGGCUCCGGAAGUUAUUCAAGAAAGUCGAUAUGAUGGAAAGGUAGACGUAUGGGCCCUUGGUGUGUCAGCAAUUGAAAUGGCAGAGGUACUCCCACCAAGAUCCACUGUGCAUCCAAUGAGAGUACUAUUCAUGAUAUCCAUUGAGCCUGCUCCAAUGCUUGAGGAUAAGGAAAAAUGGUCCCUUGUAUUCCAUGAUUUUAUUGCAAAGUGCCUUACUAAAGAGCCACGUUUACGUCCUACUGCUGUUGAGAUGCUGAAGCACAAGUUCAUUGAAAAAUGCAAAUGGGGAGCUUCAUCAAUAUUGCCAAAGAUUGAAAAAGCAAGGCAGAUAAGAGCUACAAUGGCUGCUCAAGCACAUAAUCAUGUUCCAGAGAGCACUCUUUCAGAUGGUCUGGAGGAAGUUAAGGGUCCAAGUAUGAACGAAGAUUAUGGAGAGACUGUUCCUUCAAGACCUCGAGAAAUCCCAUCUCACAAAUCUCCAAAUGAACUCCAUGUAAAUAGCUGUUCAGGAAAACAUAACGCUAUAGAGUUGUCUGGAGAAGGCGACUUUGGGACUGUUAUAGUUCAUGCAGAAGUUGAGACAAACAAGGCAACCAUUGAAGAAUCAGCUUCUGAUGCAAAACAGAUCCUGCCCGCAGAUAUGGAUGUCGAAAAUUCUGGUGCCCCAGGAGACAAAGCAGCUACUGUCAGAAUGGAACAAAUGACUAGUAACAUUCACAACAGUUUCCCAGAUGCAGAACUGAAUCCAAAUGCACAAGGCAUUCAAGGGACAUUGCCUUCUGCACAUCAAUCUCCUGCACAGAAUCUGAAGAUGGACAGCCUUUCGCAGUUACAGGGUCGAAGCAGCACUUUGAAGAGUGCAACCAGUAGUCGGAAUGCCUUUGCACUGCAAGAUAAGCUGUGGUCCAUUUAUGCAGCAGGAAAUACGGUACCGAUACCAUUCUUGAAAGCUACAGACAUAUCUCCUCUGGCUUUGGUGUCGGACAAUAUACUUGGAGGUAGAGAGCCAAAUAACAGUGGCACUGUUGCCCUUGAAGCGGUUCAGGAGCUUUUCAGCGGUGACGGGCAGGCUAAAAAAGGCCGAAGGGGACAAAACGAGAUGCCCCUUCCCCCCAGUGUAUAUCAGAGGCUGACUACCAGUUCGACGCUAUUGAAUCUGGCUCAGGCUUUAGCUUAUCAUAAAACGUGCUAUGAGGAGAUGCCACUCCAAGAGCUGCAAGCAGCACAGGAGCAGCAGACAAUUCAGAACCUGUGUGAUACCCUACGGACUAUUUUGCGGUUGUAGCCGCACCUACAUGUAGGCUAUUUGUGUAUUUGUUGUCUACGUAUUCUUUAAUUAUUUGUCUCCCGCUUGUUAGAUGAGCUGGUAGAGUCUGUGUAGUGUGUUUGUGUGAUCCAGGGUUCAAUCCCUGGUAAUGUUACCUUUCAAAAAAAAUAUAUUUUAUUUUAGUUUAAUUUAGUGAUGAACA